CCCUCAGGACACCGGACCGUCCACCUGCUUCACGUCUCUGCGCUUCUUUUGGUGUUUUUUAUUUCUUUUUUUCAUUCUAAGGAGCGAUGGAGCGUCUUUACGCAGCAGCUGAAUGAGCGCCGCCGUGCAACAGGCUCCUGCUGCAAACUCCUGAAGGCUGCUCGGCUUCUGGGGAAACUGUUGCACGAAACCCCGCUGCGAUGUCGCUGCUGUGCGUCAGAGUAAAGAAAGCCAAACUCCACGGGCCUCCAGACAAAUUCAACGCCUACGUGACUUUAAAGGUGCAGAAUGUGAAGAGUACGACUAUAACUGUCCGCGGAGACCAGCCAUGUUGGGAACAAGACUUCAUGUUCGAGAUCAACCACCUGGAGUCGGGUCUGGUGGUGGAGCUGUGGAACAAAGGUCUGAUCUGGGACACGAUGAUCGGCACCGCUCUGAUACCCCUCGACUCCAUCCGGCAGUCUGACGAGGAGGGACCAGGCGAGUGGACGUCGCUGGACUCUGAGGUCUUGAUGAGGGAGGAUGAGAUCUGUGGAACCACCAACCCGACUUCACACCAAGUGCUGCUGGACACCAGAUUUGAGCUGCCCUUCGACAUCCCAGAGGACGAGGCUCAGUACUGGACCAGUAAACUGGAGCGCAUCAACACCAUGCGGAUACACGACGAGUAUCCGCUGCAGGAAGAGGUCCAGAGAAGAAGAAUGGCGUCCGUUCCCUCCCAGUGCUCGUUUGACGACCAUGACAGUGCAAUGGACGACCGGGACAGCGACUAUCGCAGUGAAACCGGCAACAGACCUCCACGGUUCCACAACACGUCGCAGACAAACUCGUCGGUGCACCAGUACCCGAUAGGACGCCGGGUCCAGCACCAGACCCUGUCCAGGGAGUCCGAGUCUGUACAAAGCUAUGAGCUAGACUAUAGAGAAAUGAGGGGACCCAGUCCGCCUGACAGCAGCCACUUCGACUCAUCGGGCAACCUGAGCCCGGUCAGCUCCCAGCUCAGCUCCGAGCCCGAAGAGCGCCGACACCCUGAGUCCUGCCACCCAGCCGACGCUCGCCCACCUCUCCACAGCCAGCCGUCCACCUGGAAUGAGGAAGAAGAAGAGGAGGAGGCUGAGAAGGAGCUCCAUGCCCUACCAGAGCCCGGUUCCAACAAGGACCUGAAGGACUCCUCAGUCAUCCUUCCCAAGCCGGCCUUGGACAGCCAUGACAACCGGAAUCAGACUAAAAUCUGUUUCUUCGAGGAUGGCCCUCCACCGUGUUCUCCAUCCAAAGUUCGCUGGCUGAAAGCUUACAACAAAGUGAGGGUGAAGCUACUCGAGAGCCGCGAUCAAGAUGGCGACCCCAGCAAGCACCCGUGGGCCAAACCAGGGGGAAACGCACCGUUUGGCAUCGACAGCAUGCCGGACCUCCGCAAGAGGAGGCCGAUUCCUCUUGUUAGCGAACUGGCGAUGACCAUGAUCCAGUCGAGGAAGGCUGGACUCGCCCACACACUGGCCACGCGGACCUCCCUGAAAGACGAGGAGCUGAAGAACCACGUCUACAAGAAGACCCUGCAGGCUCUGAUCUACCCCAUCUCCUGCACCACGCCGCACAACUUCGAGGUGUGGACGGCCACCACGCCCACCUACUGCUACGAGUGCGAGGGUCUGCUGUGGGGCAUCGCCCGGCAGGGGAUGCGCUGUGCCGAGUGCGGAGUCAAAGUGCACGAGAAAUGCCAGGAGCUGCUGAACGCCGACUGUCUGCAGAGAGCAGCCGAGAAGAGCUCCAAGACCGGAGCGGAGGACCGGACGCAGCACAUCAUCAUGGCUAUGAAGGACAGGAUGAAGAUCCGCGAGAGGAACAAGCCGGAGAUCUUCGAGGAGAUCCGGAAGCUGUUCAACAUCUCCAAGAUGAUCCACGCGCAGCACAUGAAGAGCAUCAAGCAGAGCGUCCUGGACGGCACCUCCAAGUGGUCGGCCAAGAUCACCAUCAACAUCUCUAUUCCUACUAAUGCACCUCCGUGGUGUCCCGAGUGUCACAACUCGUCAGACCGGAUCAAGCUGAGAGUUUGGGACGAGGACGACGACAUAAAGUCCAGGGUGAAGCAGCGUCUGAAGAGAGAGUCCGACGACUUCCUGGGUCAGAGCAUCAUCGAGGUCCGGACGCUGAGCGGAGAGAUGGACGUCUGGUACAACCUGGAAAAGAGAACAGACAAGUCGGCGGUGUCCGGUGCCAUUCGUCUGCAGAUCAGUGUGGAGAUCGAGGGAGAGGAGAAGGUGGCGCCCUACCACGUACAGUACACGUGCCUUCACGAGAACAUGUUUCACUACUCGACGGACGUGGAGGGAGGCGGCGUGGUGAAGAUCCCCGCCGCUCAGGGAGACGACGCCUGGAAGGUUUACUUUGACGAGGUGCAGCAGGACGUGGUGGACGAGUUCGCCAUGCGCUACGGCAUCGAGUCCAUCUACCAGGCCAUGACCCAUUUCUCCUGCCUGUCCUCUAAGUACAUGCUGUCAGGGGUGCCGGCGGUGAUGAGCACCCUGCUGGCCAACAUCAAUGCCUUCUACGCCCACCCCACCGCCUCCACCAACGUCUCCGCUCCGGCCAGAUUCGCAGCCUCCAACUUCGGG
Messenger RNA from Stegastes partitus (bicolor damselfish), 2612 nucleotides. Its product is annotated as protein unc-13 homolog B-like. Gene Ontology annotation, molecular function: syntaxin-1 binding; calmodulin binding; diacylglycerol binding. The annotation marks the transcript as partial. Gene Ontology annotation, biological process: synaptic transmission, glutamatergic; presynaptic dense core vesicle exocytosis; synaptic vesicle priming. Gene Ontology annotation, cellular component: terminal bouton; plasma membrane; presynaptic active zone cytoplasmic component. The transcript has 21 exons. The record is from RefSeq and is a predicted model, not a curated record. NCBI's taxonomy places the organism in Eukaryota, Metazoa, Chordata, Actinopteri, Pomacentridae.